UUCACUUGCAGGACACAUAUCCAGAUCUCAAAAUGGUCGGCUCAAUUCCAAACGACAUCUUCCAAUUUUCCACCUACUCGGCCCUAAACGCAGGAUUCAAAGACGGCCAACCACAAACAGCGAACCUCUCUUCCCACGGAAGCGAUGGCCUGGGCGUCUACGAAAACGGCAACAUCCUCGUCUUCCAAGACGGCGAGGCCCACGCCAUCAGACCAAAUGGUGACAUCGUACCCGCGGACUCGCAGGCCCGGCUCAUCUUCGUCAUGGUGACCAUCUUUCAGCCUACUUUUCGCAUCGAAGUGCCCUCUCUUUCUCUCGAAUCUGUCCAGGAAAUCUUCCAGGAACCCGCGCUGCAGCUCGGCCGUGGCGUAAACACGUACGUGCCGUUCAAAGUCGUGGGCAAGUUUUCUAGCGUCGAGUUUAAAGAGGCCGGGUCGUUGAGGGAUGUUAGUGGCCAGUUGUUUGGGUUUGUGGUUCCCGAAUGGAUGAGGAGUGUUAGUGGACCUCGCGUUCACGCGUGUUUCUUGAAUGAGGAUGGGAAGAAGGGUGGGCUUGUGACGGAUUUUGAGAUGGAAGGGAAGACAGAGUUGAGGUUUGCCAAGUGUGGGAGGUUUCAUUUGGGGUUUCCUCAGGGUGAUCGGUGGGAGGAUUUGCGGUUGAAGUGA
Messenger RNA from Periconia digitata, 665 nucleotides. The record is from the annotation of a GenBank genome assembly. Lineage: Eukaryota; Fungi; Ascomycota; Dothideomycetes; Pleosporales; Periconiaceae.